AUGACAAGGCGCCACAGGUCUCGAUCUCGUUAUGAAUACUCGUCCUCAAGCUCCGGGUCCUCGUCUCGCCAUGUGCCACCGAGCGUACCCAGCCCUCCCGAGAGUGAUUUCAGACGAUGGACAAGCCGCGACGAGGAAAACCUUGAGGCAAUGAGGGCUCGCCUGCGCGAACUGCAGAUGGGCAGCACACUAGGAGGCCCAGCUGGUCUGCCUUCGUGGAGCCAUAGCUCCAGUGGCGGAGGAAGCUAUCGGUCCGGACGCUCUCGACCAUCCUACACCGACGACAGCAGUGGCUAUGCUGGGACCUCUAUCUACACGCCAUCAAGGUCCAGCUACGAUACCAGGGACUACGAGUACGACACUGCGGAUGAGCGAUCGCGAUCAAGUGGCUCAAGCUCUGGAACUGUGCGAUAUUCCAAUUACGGCAGCGGUUCAUCUAGGAGCAGUGGCCGUGCCCCUGAUGCGUCAGGUGGAUUCUGGACCACGACCAGAAUUGAGCGCUACAAUGCCUAUCCCAGCAGAUCCGGACGGGGAAGACAGUCCUCUUCCUCGAGCCAGUCUUCGCGAGACCCGCCGAUGUACUCGAGCAGAGAUUCCAGCUCCUACGGCGACUAUGUUCCCUCUUACCGAUCUUCUGCACGAAGUCGAGCGAGCAGCUUCAGUGCUCCGCCUGGCUUACAUUCCAGCUUGAGCGCCAGCGGUUCGCGCUAUCUGGGCAGCUACUCAGGCGGUCCGUCGGGCAGCCCCUCGGGCAACCCCGGCGCAUACACGGCCAAUAUUUCUAGGCCUCGAAUUGUCGUAGCCGAGGAGCCAGAUGAUGUUUCUGAGAGAUAUUACGCACGGCCUGGCACGCCUGGCGAGUGGUCACCGACGCCCACCCAGCGCCGACGCUACCCGAGCCCGACUCGCAGCAUCAGCCCUGAUGUGUACAGCGACAGCUCCUCCAGCGACUCAUGGUAG
This is a messenger RNA of Microdochium trichocladiopsis, 960 nucleotides long. RefSeq lists its product as uncharacterized. The record is from RefSeq and is a predicted model, not a curated record. Bases 1 to 960 code for a protein of 319 amino acids. NCBI's taxonomy places the organism in Eukaryota, Fungi, Ascomycota, Sordariomycetes, Xylariales, Microdochiaceae. The transcript has 2 exons.